AUGGCGAGGGGUUACAAGGUCCACCUGUUAUACCGACAGGAUGGGCCUCACCAGUGGCAGCACCGGCCACUGAAGAACGAAAUUGAGGGUGGCUUGAACGGACUUGCUGUCAGAUUUAUCCACAAUAAGCCAUGGGGGUCUGGCACGCUUUUCUGCAAUUCCCAUUCUUCCCCCAUGCCCCCCAAGCGUGAACCCACUAAGCAAACAGACUUUGCUGCAGCCGGUAGUGAGCUGGCAGCAUGCAUGUCCGCACAGCCAGCAUCGGGCACCUCUGCCCACUCCAAGACCAAUCCGGCCCCACAGGAAGACAAUCUGUUUGACUUUGAGAUGGAUGCAGCAUUCGGGCUUGAUGAGCCGGCUGGAGAAGGAGAGGAUGGUGGGAGGUCAACUGGAGGAGCUACACCAGUGUUACUAGAGGACCCCUCCCAGAACAAUCAGGCGCCGGCCACCAAUGAUGACGACUUCAAUUUUGAAGUACCUGGGCUUGGUGAUGAUGAUAUCCUGGCGCCCCGGCGCGAUACUGCUCUGGCCGGCACUGGGGACCAUCCUGACAUUACAUUCUUCCGUGGCACAGAUAUUGUGAUAACCGGUCACUUAGAUGGUGUGCCGACCAGAUCUCGGAUGCCCACCUACGGAUGGAGUGGGUGCUCCCUCAGAUGUCUCCGGAUUGCUGACCAGGACUGUCCAGGCAGCGUCAAAGAACCGGGCCCCAGAGAAUCCAGACGUCUAACAAUGACUCUUUCUUGGGAACCCAGGACCAGCGGCGAGGUCUCUUGGGUCUGGCACCCUGGAACCAUUCCUCGGCCUCCUGUGUUUGAUGACAUGGUCCCCGCCGGCAUGACCGCCAACUCCUACUGCAACUUUGUCCUCACCCAGAUGAUGCAGCAGCCUGAUGACUCGAUGACCACCUUUCUCCUCAACCUUUUUGUUGCCCACUUGGCCACCAAGUUGAUGGCUCUCCAUCCAGAGACCCCCGAAGCUGGUGUCGGACACAUGAUCAGUACCCUUGAGAACGGCAAGGACGUUUUUUGGUCCAUCUAUCCGGAGUUUUUCAAAGAGAUGUAUGGUUCCUGGCCUCCAGCCACUUUGGGAGAUGCCAUCAAGAUUGCAGAAACGUUGAUGGCCUAUGAUCAGACAAAGCUGUGGAAGCAGGAGUAG
Coniophora puteana RWD-64-598 SS2 is the source of this 1158-nucleotide messenger RNA. RefSeq lists its product as uncharacterized. The record is from RefSeq and is a predicted model, not a curated record. The transcript is spliced from 8 exons. Bases 1 to 1158 code for a protein of 385 amino acids. NCBI's taxonomy places the organism in Eukaryota, Fungi, Basidiomycota, Agaricomycetes, Boletales, Coniophoraceae.